AUGUCUUUCCAUCUGAACUGCAUUGUCAUCAUCUUAGACUACUGGACAACGGAUUACUCCAAGAAUUUACAAACCAAGGGUGAAAGGAAAGACCUUGUGAAGGCCAAUCUAAAGUGUGUUUUUGCACUGGUGGCUGCUGCGUCUGCUGCCCCUCAGGGGUACAACCUGGGUACGCCCUCUGGUCCUUCCUUUAACUCUGGUAGCUGUGGCAGUGGGCAAGUGCGACAUGUGGACGGCAGUUGCGUGACCCCUCAAGUGAACAGCCGUGUGUUCCUGUACGAUGUGCCAGCAAACGAAGGUGCUGUCAAUCGGCCAGACUAUAUUCCGGAACCUAAGUUGGAACGCAAUAUCAUUUUUGUGAGACUUCCUGACGGCGCACAGGGACCAGAACCCAUUGUCGUACCACCGCCACAACAGCAACACGUCGUGUAUGUCCUGAACAAGCAGUCUGAACAGGACCAGCGAGUGAUCGAGGUUCCAGCGCCGCCGCCAUCCAACCCCGAAGUGUUCUUCGUGAACUACGCAGAAGGAGAGAACCCGACUCUUCCCAGCGGAGUCGACCUCCAGACGGCGUUGAGCGCAGCUUCCCAGGGCGGCGGCCAAGUUGUUGGAGGAGGAAUUGGAGGUGGUAUCGGAGGUGGUAUCGGAGGUGGUUUCGGCGGUGGUAUCGGUGGAGGCAGUGGAGGCGGUUUCGGUGGUGGUAUCGGAGGCGGUUUCGGUGGUGGUAUCGGAGGCGGUUUCGGAGGAGGCAGUGGAGGCGGUUUCGGUGGUGGUAUCGGUGGUGGUAUCGGCGGAGGCAGUGGAGGUAGUUUCGGCGGUGGUAUCGGAGGCGGCAGUUACUCCCCUCCUUCUAACCUUUACAGCACACCUUAA
Penaeus chinensis is the source of this 873-nucleotide messenger RNA. Its product is annotated as ATP-dependent RNA helicase A-like. NCBI's taxonomy places the organism in Eukaryota, Metazoa, Arthropoda, Malacostraca, Decapoda, Penaeidae. The record is from RefSeq and is a predicted model, not a curated record. Bases 1 to 873 code for a protein of 290 amino acids. The transcript is spliced from 2 exons.